AUGAGGGAGGGGGCUCUGGGGGGGGCGGGGAAUGACACAGGGGGGGGGCAGGAAGGGUGGGAGAUAUGGGGCGAGCGUGAUGCAGCUCUACGCAAGAAGGGGGGUGGGGGGGGAGGGGGGGGAGGGGGGGGAGGGGGGGGGGGGGGGGGGGUCGAACCGCAAUCAUGCGGGCGGGGAGCAACAGCACGAGACAACACAAUUUAUGCUCUCAGCCACCCCACAACCCCAAGCACAUGA
This is a messenger RNA of Dicrocoelium dendriticum, 237 nucleotides long. The record is from the annotation of a GenBank genome assembly. NCBI's taxonomy places the organism in Eukaryota, Metazoa, Platyhelminthes, Trematoda, Plagiorchiida, Dicrocoeliidae.